CAUCAACAGUUCAUUCUCAUAGCACCAUGGCUCCCAAGGUUGUUUUGUUGGCCGCCCUUGUGGCUGCAGCCCUCGCCAGGCCUGGUCCACAGUACAACCCCCCCACUCCCGAAUACAGCGCCCCUGCUCACCCUAGACCUUCCUACUCUGCUGCUCCCGCUUAUCCUGACACUCCUCCCCAAUACAACUCCCAGUACGCCGUCAGAGACGACUACUCCGGCAACGACUACGGCCAUGAAGAAUCCCGUGACGGCUACAGCACCCAGGGUACCUACUCCGUGCUGCUUCCCGACGGUCGUGUGCAGAGGGUAACUUACUACGUCGACGGGGACUCCGGCUACGUGGCUGAGGUGACAUACGAGGGUGAGGCCCAGUACCCAUCCUACCAGCCUGCCCCAGCACCCUCUUACAGGCCCGCUCCUGCGCCCUCCUACACGCCAGCACCCAGCUAUGCCUAAGUUGAAUUCAAGAUCUACAAUGCAUUGCUUAUUGACCAUUGUAUUUACAAACCAUCGAGAAUGUAGUGAAGAUCAGUAUUUAUUGAACAACCAUUAAUAAACGUUAUACACUAUUAA
Homarus americanus (American lobster) is the source of this 575-nucleotide messenger RNA. RefSeq names its product cuticle protein 7-like. Gene Ontology annotation, cellular component: extracellular matrix. The transcript has 3 exons. NCBI's taxonomy places the organism in Eukaryota, Metazoa, Arthropoda, Malacostraca, Decapoda, Nephropidae. The record is from RefSeq and is a predicted model, not a curated record. Bases 27 to 458 code for a protein of 143 amino acids.